AAGUUGGUGGCCCAAAGAGGAGAAACUGCAAGGCUAUGGCAUGAUGGAUACAAUUCAGCCUCCCAGAGAGUUUGCACCUCCCGCUGGGAAGCCCCUUGGAGGAAACCUCGGAAAUCGUGAGCGCUCUGCACGGAUAGUUUUGUAAUCAACCACGCAUGAUGAAACCUUCCAUAGCUGAGAUGCUUCACAGAGGGAGGAUGUUGUGGAUAAUUCUUCUAAGCACAAUUGCUCUAGGAUGGACUACCCCAAUUCCCCUGAUAGAGGACUCAGAGGAAAUAGAUGAGCCCUGUUUUGAUCCCUGCUACUGUGAAGUUAAAGAAAGCCUCUUUCAUAUACAUUGUGACAGUAAAGGAUUUACAAAUAUUAGUCAGAUUACCGAGUUCUGGUCAAGACCUUUUAAACUGUAUCUGCAGCGGAAUUCGAUGAGGAAAUUGUACACCAACAGUUUUCUUCAUUUUAAUAAUGCUGUGUCCAUUAACCUUGGGAACAAUGCACUGCAGGACAUUCAAACAGGAGCUUUCAAUGGUCUCAAGAUUUUAAAGAGACUAUAUCUACACGAGAACAAACUAGAUGUCUUCAGAAACGACACCUUCCUUGGCUUGGAAAGUCUGGAAUAUCUGCAGGCAGAUUACAAUGUCAUUAAACGUAUUGAGAGUGGGGCAUUUAGGAACCUAAGCAAAUUGAGGGUUCUGAUUUUAAAUGAUAAUCUCAUCCCCACGCUUCCAACCAAUUUAUUUAAGGCUGUCUCUCUAACCCAUUUGGACCUACGUGGAAACAGGUUAAAGGUUCUUUUUUAUAGAGGAAUGUUAGACCACAUUGGCAGAAGCCUGAUGGAGCUCCAGCUGGAAGAAAAUCCCUGGAACUGCACCUGUGAGAUUGUACAACUGAAGAGUUGGCUGGAACGCAUCCCUUACACUGCCCUGGUCGGGGACAUCACCUGCGAGACCCCUUUCCAUUUCCAUGGAAAGGACCUGCGGGAAAUCAGGAAGACAGAACUCUGUCCCUUGUUGUCUGACUCUGAGGUGGAGGCUAGUUUGGGUAUUCCCCACUUAUCAUCAGGCAAGGAGAAUGCGUGGCCAACUAAACCUUCCUCGAUGUUGUCCUCUGUCCAUUUUACUGCUUCUUCCGUUGAGUACAAGUCCUCAAAUAAACAGCCUAAGCCCACCAAACAGCCCCGAACGCCAAGGCCACCCUCUACAUCCCAAGCUUUAUACCCUGGUCCAAACCAACCUCCCAUUGCUCCUUAUCAGACCAGACCUCCCAUUCCCAUUAUAUGCCCUACAGGGUGCACCUGUAAUUUGCACAUCAAUGACCUUGGCUUGACUGUCAACUGCAAAGAGCGGGGAUUUAAUAACAUUUCUGAACUUCUUCCAAGACCAUUGAAUGCCAAGAAACUGUACCUGAGUAGCAACCUGAUUCAGAAAAUAUACCGUUCUGAUUUUUGGAAUUUCUCUUCCUUGGAUCUCUUGCAUCUGGGGAACAAUCGUAUCUCUUACGUCCAGGAUGGGGCCUUCAUCAACCUGCCCAACCUAAAGAGCCUCUUUCUCAAUGGCAACGACAUCGAGAAGCUGACACCAGGCAUGUUCCGAGGCCUACAGAGUUUGCACUAUUUGUACUUUGAGUUCAAUGUCAUCCGGGAAAUCCAGCCUGCAGCCUUCAGCCUCAUGCCCAAUUUGAAGCUGCUGUUCCUCAACAACAACUUGCUGAGAACCCUGCCAACGGACGCCUUCGCAGGCACAUCCCUGGCCCGUCUCAACUUGCGGAAGAACUACUUCCUCUACCUUCCUGUGGCUGGCGUCCUGGAGCACCUGAAUGCCAUUGUCCAGAUAGACCUAAAUGAGAAUCCGUGGGACUGCACUUGCGACCUGGUCCCCUUCAAACAGUGGAUCGAAACCAUCAGCUCAGUCAGCGUGGUGGGCGAUGUACUUUGUGGAAGCCCUGAGAACCUCACCCACCGCGAUGUGCGCACCAUUGAGCUGGAAGUUCUCUGCCCAGAGAUGCUGCAUGUGGCACCAGCUGGAGUGUCUCCCGCCCACCCUGGAGAUGCUCACCUUGAUGGGGGGCCAACGAGUGCAUCACCUUAUGAGUUCUCUCCCCCCGGGGGCCCCGUGCCCCUGUCUGUGCUGAUUCUCAGCUUGCUGGUUCUGUUCUUUUCAGCAGUCUUCGUUGCUGCAGGCCUCUUUGCUUAUGUGCUCCGUCGGCGCCGUAAGAAGCUGCCCUUUAGAAGCAAACGGCAGGAAGGUGUGGACCUCACUGGCAUCCAGAUGCAAUGCCACCGGCUUUUUGAGGAUGGUGGAGGUGGUGGGGGCGGAAGUGGAGGUGGGGGUCGACCACCUCUCUCCUCCCCAGAGAAGGCCCCUCCUGUGGGGCAUGUUUACGAGUACAUCCCCCACCCGGUCACCCAGAUGUGCAACAACCCCAUCUACAAGCCACGUGAGGAGGAGGAGGUGGCUGUCUCAUCGGUCCAGGAGGCAGGGGCUGCAGAACGCGGGGGUGCCGGGACGCAGCCAUCAGGAAUGGGUGAGGUUCUUCUAGGAAGUGAGCAGUUUGCUGAGACACCCAAGGAGAACCACAGCAACUACCGGACCUUGCUGGAAAAAGAGAAGGAGUGGGCCUUGGCAGUGUCCAGCUCCCAGCUCAACACCAUAGUGACGGUGAGCCACCAUCACCCUCACCCCGCAGUUGGUGGGGUUUCAGGGGUGGGUGGGGGAGCCGGGGGUGACUUGGCUGGGUUCCGCCACCAUGAGAAGAAUGGUGGGGUGGUGCUGUUUCCUCCCGGGGGCGGCUGUGCUGGUGGCAAUAUGCUACUAGACCGAGAGAGACCACAGCCAGCCCCCUGCACAGUGGGAUUUGUGGACUGUCUCUACGGCACAGUGCCCAAAUUAAAGGAAUUGCACGUCCACCCUCCUGGCAUGCAAUACCCAGACUUACAGCAGGACGCCAGGCUCAAAGAAACCCUUCUCUUCUCGGCUGGAAAGGGCUUCACAGACCACCAAACCCAAAAAAGUGAUUACCUCGAGUUAAGGGCCAAACUUCAAACCAAGCCGGAUUACCUCGAAGUCCUGGAGAAAACAACAUAUAGGUUCUAACAGAAAAAGGAAAAUAAAUUAGUGCUUUUUAUCAAAAGAAAAGGAAAAUUAAAAAAAAAAAAAAUUAUAUCCUUUCCUCCCUUUACACUUGUCCCUAUAACUCCUUCUUCCUCUCAACCUUCCCUGCCCUGAACAGAACUGAAACCGCAUGAUAACUAGAGAAUACAGAUGUAUGCUCUCCCCCUCUCAGAUGCGAUUUGGAGGAAGGGCAAUACUCAGAUCAUUAAUCAAUGAAGUGCCUUCGCAGACUUUUGCCAGCAAAUGUUAUCAUUAUUUUUUUAUACUGAAACUUGAGACUUUGUGCCAUGUAUAAGGUAUAUUGGGGAUCAUUGUGUUGAUCCUAAUUAAGUAAAAUUCAAUGUGUUUUUAUUUUCAGUACCCCCCCACACACACCUUUUUUUUUUCUUUUUUUAGUUGUAGUUUUGUUUGAAAGGGAGGGGGGAAACAAAUUAACAUUUGUGGCUUUCUUUCUUCUUCCUAUCAUGGCACAGAUUCUGUACAUGUAUUAAUGCAGUUUGCUGCAUGCCUGGAAACUGCAAGACGGGGAGGGAGGGGGCGGGUCUUGCUCGAAUGUUCUCACUCAUUCUCAUGUCUCUUACACAUGUACCCACAUGCACACGGCAAAUCCCUGCACACAAUUAGGUCCCAAAACCUGCAGCCUCCUCCUUCCGGUGCAGGUACAAGACACGCACACACACAAACACACACACACCACUCCCAUCCAAUCCAAUCUGAUUAGUUCGGGUCUGAUCCAGUCCUCUCCUCUCCACAGCUCUGCCUGCCCUUCAUCCCUAGUGUACAACUCAAGGCAUCUCUCCUUACCACCCUGGGGCAAGUCACAUUUUAGGCUGGAUCCUACUGAAGUGGAGGCCAGGUGAUUUAACAGCCAGAGGCACACCUAGGGAUGAGCACCCUCUUUGUGACACUUCAUCCUGAUGCCAAGAUUUUUUGGAGAACAUCUGCACUUUCUUAUAUAUAUAUAUAUAUAUAUAUAUAUAUAAAAUAUUAAAAAAAUAAAAAAGCGACUGGGUAUAUAUAUCACUAACAGCUUUGUAGGAAGCACUUUUAAUGUUUUCUCUCUCACACAAAGAUUCAAAAGAAAUGUGCAUAUAUUUAUUCUGUAAUUUCAGUGAUUAUAAAUUGUAAAGGUCAUGUUUAAUCAUUGUAUAGUGAUUAUGCGUCUGGUAUAGCUUUCCUAAUAAAAAGUUUUUGAAAAACAUAAUACAUUAUAUAUAGAAGAUACAAAGCUUGAACCUUAAAUUAUAGCUAUGCCAUGCCUUUCUUGCUCCCAUCUUUAAAAAUUCUUUUUGUUUGUUACACAGAAAGUUGGUUUAUUAACAAGUUUGAUGCACUGUGAUGUUGACAAAUCUUAUAACUUCCCACUCCCAUCCCUACCAGGAUACUACUGGGACUUUAAACAGAAAAAAAAAAAAAAAAAUCUGAUCUAUAGUUCACUUGUUUCUCUCGGACUGUGAAUUUCAAACUUAGUACCACAAUGAGGCAUCAUUUCCAAAACGGGAGGCAAUUUGGAGAAAAUAAAGUAACUGGAUUGCUAAGAAGUACAGAAUUCAUUAGAAGCAGGUAACCAAGGAUCCAUGCAUUUUAAGAUUGUAAAUGACCUCAAGGAAAAGGAAAUUGAAAUUGCUAUUCUUUUAGGAAUUUAAAAUUACAAAUACACACACUCACACCACCCAAUCAAAAUCAAAACCAAAGGCCCUUGGGCCAAUUUGACUAGCAGAAUCCUAUUUGUGAAAGUUGUCACUUAUAUUUGCCUACUUUUUCUUGCAACUGACGCUUUCAUGCUCAAACUAAGAGGACACUAAAUCAGUUUUUCUUCCUGCAAGACAUUAAAAUGAUGCUGAAAAAUUAACUUGACAAUAAUUCAAGUUCAAAUCUAUUUACAUGUGAGUGAAACCAAAGAAAAGCAAAUUUUUAAGGUGCCGAUGUCUUGUUCGUAAAGGAAACGAAACUGAUAAAGAAACCUGAAAGCUUUGAGGCAGGCACUUAUCCGAUUAGGCCAGUAGAGGGCAGCAGAGUUCCAACAAUCCACAGAACCUGAAGCUGCCAAAUUGUGCAGAGGCCAGGGGUUCUCUGCUAGCGUUUCCUCAAGCUGCCCUUAGUAGAAAUUAUCAUUACGUGUUGAAUGUAAUUCACCACAAAUCACUAAUGCCUUACAUCACAUUUUUUUUCCACAAAAAAGAAUGAGACUAGUAACUUCUUAAAACCGUGCGACUGAUACACCACUAAGGCACUGUGCUAAAAAAAAUGUCCCAUGAAUGUCUAGAUGAACAAACAUAUAGUUCUUGGUUAAUUAUAUAUGGGUAUCAACAGAGGUAUACAUACAAAUGGAAAACAUAAGCGUAUCAAUACAAAAGUGCUACUUUUCAGGGCUACCUUGCAUUUGACAUAUUGUAGCUACAAUUUUUGUCUCAAUUAUUUGAAGCACCUUUUGGAAUUCAGAUGAGAAAAAAAUCAUGGAAAGAGUCACUAUUUCUCUACAACACUGAAAUGCAGCCUUUUUUUAUGCAAGAGGGUCAGACUUACUAAUAAAUAGGUGUCAUUCUUUUAUUUUUCUUCCUCUUUUCUUUCUACCUUCCCUUAAAAUCCUCUUUUCCUGGUUAUCUCUCCUUCCUUAGUCUUCCUAAUCAUCUCACCCUCCUUCCCUUGAAAUCUUUUUUUUAAGGCACAAAAGCCAGUACUACUUCUGAAGUGUUUUAAAACCUUACCUAUGGAGUCCCUCUAAACUAGUGAUUUAUCAUGUCUGCAUUUGUCCUGAUCAAAUGUUUUGAUAAGUGGUAGAAAGCACGUGAACAGUAAAAAAUAAAAGUGCAAAGUUAGAUACCUCUGAUAAUAUCAUUAUUUCCUUAAGGAUACAGCAUGCAUUCAGAAAAUGUUAUAUUGUAUAAAUCAGGUUAAAGUACAAUCCCUAAUGAUCCUGGUGCUUUCGACAUUUGAAAAUGAGUGUCCAUAAACCAUAUCAAAUUAUAAUACAACUUGAUAAUUAUACUAUUUAUAUUUUUACUUAAAUACAGAAAGUAAAACUGUCUUAUCUUCAAUAUAGAUAGCAAUUGCACCCUUAAACAAGAAAUAAAUUUAUUUAGUGAAAAUAAAUUUAUUAUAUGAGAAUGGGAUUUGUAUUAAAGAAGAUAAUUAUUUUUUGCUUCAGUGGAGUUUUCUGACCCCUGGUUAGGCCACUUAUUUGUCUCUGUAUUAGAAUUACUUAAGUUGCCUUGAUUGAUAAUAUCAGAUGUGUUUUCUAAAACUACCAUGGGUAUUAAUAUAACUACUAUGGUUAGGAUUUGUUUUACGUUUUUGCUGUAGUAAAAUGAUGUUUAUUUUUAAGAAGAUAGAUCACUAAUUCACUUCAGACUGAUGGUUAAUUUGACUGGAACAGACCUAGAUCUGACAGAUAUUUGCUAGUAUUAUUAAUUGUCACCUUUAUUACUAAUGUUAGUAAUCAUUAAUAUUUGGAAAUCAGAAAACAUUUUGUAUGUCCCUUAAACCAUGAUAUGGUUAGUAGGAAAUAACUGAAAGUGAAAUAGAUUAAUUCAGAACUAGUUUUAACAAGUUACAUAUCAUAUACAGUAUUAUUUAUGUGGAUGUUUUUAUCUAGAAAGCUAUAUUAUUUCAUCUAAUUGCAAACUAUUUUUAAAAAUACAAUGGUUUUACAUUAUUUUUAAUAAAAACGUAGAGAGAGAGAGAUCACAAGGAAAGUUUUAAUGAUUGAGUUUGAAAAGUUGUUUUUUUCCCCAGAGAAUGUAAGUUUUAGACCCUUAAGAUUUGAAAAAAUAUCUGCCUUUAGAAAUAUGAAAAUUGAUAAUAUAAUUACAAAACAAAAGGACUUUUCCUUAAUCAUUGCAACACAUUCUGAUUCAUUUAGUGUAAAUUCAUCAUUCAGACACUCCUGGCCUUUUAAAACUGUGCUGUCUAAGCCAAUAAAUGUUGAAUUUUUGUGAAAAGGCUAUGACAAAGGAAACAUUAAUGAAAUACUUCACAAAAUGUGAGACAUAAGGGUAUCAGGAGUCAAGACAAUAUGAGAGAAAAUGGUAACAAAAGGGCACUCUGUCUUACGUGAUUCGAAGUAGAUUAAUUUAAACUUAGACAUUUAUAACUUAGAUCAAAAUACUCAACUGUGAAAAUUCAGGCGAACAGAACAUAAAUAAAUAUAAUUAAAAUCAUUAGAAAAUUGUUCUGUUUAAUAUAUUAUAAGCCUUUUAAAAGUAAUAGGAGCAAUAACACAUGUGUAAUUGGGCAAUCAUGUGUAUGUAUAUAUAUAUCACUAUUAUAUAUGUAUAUACACUAUAUACAUGUAUAUAGUUUAUAUAUGCUGAAUUCUACUUAUAUGUAAAUUAUGCAUUUUUUUCUCAUGUGUAUAAUGAUUUCAGUUAUAUGCAUUUACUUUUUUUGAUUCUGUUUAGCUACUGUCCAAGUGAAGCUGGAUGAGAUUAUGAGUCUUCACUUUGGGAAUAUUCACAUGUAAAAAGUAACACUGUAAUUAAUAUUUCUAAAUUUAAAAGUUCUUUUAUCUUCUUUUGUUUCAUUUUGUUAUUUAAAUCAUAGGGGACAAAUCUCAGUCAAAUUGUGAAUUAUUUUAAGCUAAGGCCUCAUGGUAAAGGAACUGAUUUCUUAUAAAUAUGCAACAUAAGUCAAAUAAAGAACAAGUGCUCCUUUUUUUUCAUUUUUCUAUUUCUAGAAUAAAUUUUAAAUGUGAAAACAAUUUCAAAAGUUUUAUUAAUUAGGCAAGACUUUUGUAAUAAAUAUAGGUAUGUAGAAAAAAUGAAAUUUAAGAGAAGUAAGGCACCUGUUUUAAACAUUCAUCAUCCUAUUUUACUUCUUUUAAUACCAUCAUUUAUUUAAAAUGAAUAAUGACAGUAGUAAUAAUAAUAAACAAAGAUGGCCAUUUUUAGUUUUUUUAUAUGAAAUUUGAAUUGAAGGGACAGAUUCUUCUACUCAGGAAAGCAUUUGUACAUUAGGAGUUGCCAGUUGCAUAGAGGCAACGCUUUGGCUAACUUUACUUCUGAUAACAUUUGCUCAUGAAAAAAAUAGGCAUAUUUUUGAUAAAAUAGAUCAUUUCCUCCAUAAUGCACUAAUAUAGAUGAUUUUUCACAUGAUUUAAAAAUUCUUAUAGAAAAUAAAUAUUUGUGGUGGGCUUCAAAGAUAUAUAGCCAUGGAGACAUUAUAAUAAAGGUAUGGCUUUACCUAACUCCAAUAUCUUUAACCCAAUAUCUUUAAACAUUAAAUCAUGGAUGGACAUUAGUAAACAGAAGCCUUUCUUUAUUAGCAUUUAGUGACAAAAAAUCAGAACAUGCCUAUUAAAUGUUUCUCUACUAUACUCAGUCCAUCCACUUGUUUAUGAGUAGUAUAGUGAACUUAUAGAUUUUGCAGUGUAUUAAAUUUUUAUCAAAACCAAACAAGUUUCAUCAAAAUUAUCAAAUAAAAACAAACCUGAAUGUUUUAUUUUAAUUCAAUUGUAUUUAUUAGCAGGUUGUUUUCUUAAAGAUCAAAGGUAACACAUUGCCAGUAGUAAAUUACAUGUGAAUACUGGGCUUUUGCUCUUUUGACACAUUGUACUAGGAACUCAUAGGUUUAGAAUUUAUUUGGAUGAUGGAACACUAUAUAAUGAGUUUUUGUAGCAUUAAAACAAGAGCAUAACUUCCCUAAUGUUGGCAGUGUUAGCUUUGAAAAAAGGUUGCUGAAAUAAAGAUGCCAUAUGAUUGUGUGGCAGGUUGGAAAGAAGUUCUCUUCUCCUUCCUGACCUUAUUCGUUUCAUAAUU
Messenger RNA from Choloepus didactylus (southern two-toed sloth), 8863 nucleotides. RefSeq names its product SLIT and NTRK like family member 3 (gene SLITRK3). The transcript is spliced from 2 exons. Gene Ontology annotation, biological process: positive regulation of synapse assembly; regulation of presynapse assembly; axonogenesis. NCBI's taxonomy places the organism in Eukaryota, Metazoa, Chordata, Mammalia, Pilosa, Megalonychidae. The record is from RefSeq and is a predicted model, not a curated record. Gene Ontology annotation, cellular component: postsynaptic density membrane; GABA-ergic synapse. Bases 156 to 3089 code for a protein of 977 amino acids. Gene Ontology annotation, molecular function: protein binding.